This is a messenger RNA of Ctenopharyngodon idella (grass carp), 2026 nucleotides long. RefSeq lists its product as uncharacterized. The record is from RefSeq and is a predicted model, not a curated record. Lineage: Eukaryota; Metazoa; Chordata; Actinopteri; Cypriniformes; Xenocyprididae. Bases 29 to 1468 code for a protein of 479 amino acids. The transcript is spliced from 8 exons.
AUGACUUUAAUACAUAUAGUUAAAAAUAAUGAUAAAACAAUGUGUUAUUGGCUCUGUUUUGUGUCCACAGGAGACCCUGAUAAACAUGCUGCAGUGCUUUGACUUUCACCAGAGUCACAUUCAUAGUCUGAAGAAUCAUGUUCCCCCACAUUGUCUACCCAAAAGCAAUGAGAAAAGUAAGUUGCUUUAUUUAGGUUUUUAUGCAUUUGUUUUAAAAGAUGAAAGGGGGCAUGUGAUACAGACUAACGUCCAUGGCCUGUGUGUGUCUGCAGAAUCAGAGUCAGAGAACGAGGACGCUCCAUUAUCUAGCACACCACCACAAUUCCUAAAAGCCAAGAAAAUUUACACCUACAGUGGCAUAAACAAGUAUACAGUACGAUUGAGUGACAAAAAGAGGGAUCCUCAGAGCAAAGACUCAGAGAGAUUUAUCAUAAAUGCUGUUGAGGAGCAAGAACACCAGCUGGUGAGUGAUGGACAAAGCAAUUCAUCAGAAGUAGAAACUGCAGAGGACAAAGAGUCGUGGUCUGUUGAUGAUAGCGAGCCAUCACAAAGCUCCACAGACUCCAACUCCACAACUUCCUCUUACAAUACAGGGAGCACUGAGACUGAAUGUACCUGUAGUAUCUGUGAAGACCAAACAGGAAGUGAAGAUGGAAGCCCAGGGAGAAAGGUGUUGGAUACACCUCCAUCAGGAUCAGGAAUUCUUCUUAAAGACCCCAUGCUUGGAGCUUUUCCAGCUGCAUGGAAAAAGCAUUUUCCUUUCAGACAUACACUGCCAAAAACACCAAUACUGCCUGUGCGUUCGCCACCCCUGCGGGAAACAGACAGCCUGAUCCUCAACCCCUCUCUGCUUACGUCUCCUUCUCAAGGUCUGAGCCGUUCUCUCCAUCCCGAAGGACGAGAAGCGCUACAAACAUUAUUCGAGGACGUGUGGGUCACCCCAGAAUCUACCAUCUUAAAAAGUCCCAGUUUGCAAAGCAGUUUUGGAAAUGACUCAGAGACUGUCAUGAGUCCUGGAAAUGGCAGCUAUCUGUACUUGAAGAGUGAGGAAGGGAACAAAAGUUCUGAAGAUGAAACCCCAGAACAACUCAUUCCUCUGAAAAGAGCAAGAAAAGGAUAUACACACAGGCGCACUUCAAGAGCAGGACGUGUUACAACGCAGCCAAACCCAAAGAAGAAAUGUGUGAAUGGCUUCAUUAUGUUCUGCCGAAUGAACAGAAAAUUAUAUAUCAGAUCCUAUCCUGGCAUCCCGUCCACUACAGUCACCAAAGAGUUAGCCAAUCUAUGGCACAUCUUACCCAAGAGGGAGAGACGUUUGUACUGCCUGAAAGCCUGGAGCUUCAGUUGCCAGCAAAACCGCAAUGUGCGCGCUCAAGCACACGAGGCAGAAAUCAAGGCAGAACGCUCUGUGCCCAGUCCACUGCACAUGUUACUGGCCUAUAGAGAAGUGUAUGAAGCUGUCAAAUGAAGGUCUUCACACUUCAGCUACCUACCAUAUUGAGAAUAUAUGCUGGAAAGGUCUAAGAAAGGCAACCCAAACUGACUACUGGUCUUCAAACAACAGCGUUUUAUAGUUCAAUACCGCUUUAUUAAGGUUAAUCACUGUUGUGAUUAAACACAAUUGCAUCUCAGGCAUUUUAAAAUAACUUAUUUAUUGUGUUAAGUAUAUUUUUAUUGUUCUAAUGUUUCUAACCAUCACAGAGCAUAUUUACAUUUUCAGUGUUUUUAUAUACUGUUUUCAGCAUUUUUCAUUGUGACUUUACAUUGUUUGAUAAAACAUAUCCUGACUUUUAUUACUUAUUUAUAAUAGAUGGCAAUUGUUAAGUAUCUAUCUUUGUAUAUAUAUUUAUAUAUUUAUUAUAAUGUUUUAUAUUAAGCUGUUUUAUAGCUUUUUUUACAGCCUUAACCUAAUUAUUCACUAAGAAGCCUUAGGGGAGCUGUACUGUUUCCCAAGAAAGUUACCAACCUUAUGAAAGUUGUUCUGGUUUGUAGAUACUGUGCUGUUAUUAAACCUUGACUGAGUUCA